Messenger RNA from Meloidogyne enterolobii, 1347 nucleotides. The record is from the annotation of a GenBank genome assembly. NCBI's taxonomy places the organism in Eukaryota, Metazoa, Nematoda, Chromadorea, Rhabditida, Meloidogynidae.
AUGGAAAGAGCUCGCAGACGUCUUGCUUCUGCAAUUGAUGGCCUAAGAGCACAAUUCACAGAUGCUGAUUCGCAAGAAGGCCCUUCUUCGUCUUCUGCUUCGAUAAUUGCCAAAAUUCAUUCAAUGGUUAGAGAAAAGCUUGAGGAUAGCGAUUGCAGGCUUAGCAAGAUAAUCCGUCACGGCUUUCCUGACGGCCCCAGAUGUAUGGCCUUUGAUCCAGUUCAGAAAUUAUGUGCAAUUGGUGCUGCCCGGGGUUGUGUUAGAUUACUGGGACAGGCCGGUGUUGAACAUUUUUUACAGCAUGAUUCUGAUGAGCCUGUCACUCACAUUCAAUUCCUCGGAGGGUUAAUUACGGCUUUGGGGGAUGAUACUUUACAUUUAUGGAAUUACAGGCAAAGAACUCCAGAAAUUGUUCAUUCACUUAAAAUGUCAAAAGAAAGUAUUACUACAAUAUAUUUACCUUUUCAAAGUAAAUGGUUAAUGGUUGGGACAGAAAAGGGAAAUAUUUAUUUUAUUAAUUUGGGAACUUUUGAGUUAUCUACACAAAUAAUUUAUUGGAACAAAGCUGUUGAUAUGAGUUGUCGUACACAUCCAGGAUAUGUUAAAACAUUACAAUCUUGCCCAACAGAACCUUCAAAAAUAUUAAUUGGAUUUGAAAAAGGUCAUGUUGUCCUUUGGAAUAUUUUGACAAAAACAGGAGAACGUUUUGCUGCUGCUACUGAACUUAGCCCUGUGACUGCUUUUUGUUGGAAUAGUGAUGGAAGGCAAUUUAUGUGUGGACAUCAAAAUGGUUCUCUUUCAAUUUGGAAUAUUAAAAAGCCUCGUGAACUUAUUCACAAAACAACUCCACAUUCCCCUAUUGCAUCUUCCGGUGGAGGUAGUUCACCAAGUUCUAGUGGGGGAGCAUCAGCAACACUUCCCUCACAACAUAUUUCUUGUAAACCAAUUACACAAUUAAGUUGGAAUACAAACACAGAUGGAGAACAAUUAAUUAUUUUUGCUGGAGGAAUGCCAAUGGAUGAAGGAGCACUUCCGUCACUUACAGUCCUCAGAGCAAAAGGCUCAUUAACUGUUCUUGAGAUGGAUCACGCAAUUGUCGAAAUGGUUCCGCUCAACAAUUCUCCUCAUGCAUCAGUUGCCCAGCAUCCACAUGCAAUUGCAGUACUCCUUAAAAAUGACCUUCUGGUUGUGGAUAUACAAGCACAAGGGUAUCCUUGUUUUGAGGUGCCGCAUCCUAUGGAUUUGCACGAAUCGCCGGUGACACUUUUAAAGUUGGGAAAGAUUUUAACUUAUAAAAACAAGCAAUAUUUAUUUUUGGGUAUUACUCUGAUUGCCCUGUUGAUUUAA